Molecule: messenger RNA, 888 nt
Organism: Trichoderma gamsii
Lineage: Eukaryota; Fungi; Ascomycota; Sordariomycetes; Hypocreales; Hypocreaceae
Exons: 1
Coding region: 1-888 (295 amino acids)
Cellular component (GO): mitochondrial inner membrane
Molecular function (GO): S-adenosyl-L-methionine transmembrane transporter activity
Source: RefSeq, a predicted model, not a curated record
AUGUCUUCUUCCUCCUCACCAUCCUUCCAAUCCGCCCUCCUCGCCGGCGCCCUCGCCGGAACCACCGUCGACCUCUCCCUCUUCCCCCUCGACACCCUCAAGACACGGCUCCAAUCCUCCGCCGGCUUCUUCCCCUCGGGCGGCUUCUCAGGCAUCUACCGCGGCAUCGGCUCCGCCGUUGUCGGAUCCGCCCCCGGCGCAGCCUUCUUCUUCUGCACGUACGAAACUACAAAGAGCUUUCUCGGACAGCGAAUACGACGAAAUAGCAGCGACAACGACAACGACACAGGAAAUGUAUGGGUACCAGCGGAUAUCCUCACGCACAUGAUUGCCUCCAGCCUGGGCGAAAUCGCCGCCUGCUCUGUGCGUGUGCCCACCGAGGUCGUCAAGCAGCGCGCCCAGGCCGGCCACCACGGCGGCUCCUCCGCAAAGGCCCUGGGCCACAUCCUCAGCCGGUACUCGGCCGCGGGAGGGGGGCUCUUCGCUGUGUGGCGCGAGCUGUACCGCGGCUGGGGCAUCACCGUCUUCCGCGAGGUGCCCUUCACCGUCAUCCAGUUCCCGCUGUGGGAGGCCAUGAAGGCAUGGGGUCGCCGGCGCCGCAACGACGGGCGGGACGUCUCGGCCGGAGAGAGCGCCAUCUACGGCAGCUUAGCGGGAGGCGUGGCCGCCGCGUCGACGACGCCGCUCGACGUGCUCAAGACGAGGGUCAUGCUGUCCAAGGAGCGCGUGUCGGUGGGCGAGGUGUUCCGGCGCAUGGCGCGAGACGAGGGCGUCCGACCCUUCUUUGCGGGCAUUGCGCCGCGCGUGACGUGGAUAUCAAUUGGCGGAGCGAUAUUCCUGGGGAGUUACCAGUGGGUCAUCAACACUAUGAACACCAUACAAUCAUGA